Messenger RNA from Acanthaster planci (crown-of-thorns starfish), 1990 nucleotides. RefSeq lists its product as uncharacterized. The record is from RefSeq and is a predicted model, not a curated record. NCBI's taxonomy places the organism in Eukaryota, Metazoa, Echinodermata, Asteroidea, Valvatida, Acanthasteridae. Gene Ontology annotation, biological process: monocarboxylic acid transport; transmembrane transport. Gene Ontology annotation, molecular function: monocarboxylic acid transmembrane transporter activity.
CGAACCUGGCCCUUGCUGCCGGAUUUUUGCUUCCGAGCCCAGUCACUGUUAGGCCAGUCCUCAGGUUGGCGUUUUGCUGGGGAAUUAGGACACAGUAAGGCUGGUGUGGGGAUCAGAAGGCUCACCGCCACGUGGCACAUGAAUCUAGAGACUGAGCCAAUGAACAUAAACGACUAACAACGAAGAACUGACCUUGUUGCAUCGUCAGUGCUCCAGAAAAAUGGCGAUCACAGGUGGAACGUCAGUUUGCCCCCGUCUACGGAGCCACGCGAGCACGGCUAGGUGGGCGAUCCUCGCUGUCGUUGCUGCCCACUUAAACUUGGCGCUGGUGGAGUGCGGUCAGCGAGCCACUGAUGUCUUCUACCUGAGCUGGAGGGACGAGUUUGAGACGAGCGCUAAGCAGACAGCUGCCGUCCAGAGCAUCAUGUCGUCCCUCGGCUCCUUCAGUGGUCUGAUAGGCGGCGUAAUGAUCAAACGCUUCGGGUGCAGAAUGGCUGGAAUUGUUGGGGGACUCUUGGCAGCCACGGGUGUGUUCGGUACCACCUGGGUACGCAACAUAUCCCAGUUGUACCUAGCUGCCGCGGUAGCUGGAAUGGGGCUGGGGAUUUCUGUCAACACUUCGCUGGUUGCCGUCGGCCUACACUUCACGAGGAGGUACACGACAGCCAACGCCGUGGCGUACUCGGGCAGUGGGACCGGGAAGAUCGCAGCACCGCCCCUGAUGCAACUUUUCCUGAUCGGCUUCGGGUGGAGGGGGGCGCUGUUGAUCAUCUCUGGGGUCAUGGCCAAUGUCGUGGCCCUGGCCACCCUCUACCGGCGGGCAGGCACCAGGAGGAAACCAGACCCAGCUGGCACGGCGAACGAUCCAGCCUACGGGGAAGUGCACGAGGAUUUGGUGGGUGACCAGUUGGAGCCAAGGAACCGAAAUUCCCAUGAAUUCGUUGAGAAUGAUACCUCUGGGGAUAACCCAGAGAUCAAGAUGAAGUCGGUAAGGAACGCCGACCAUGAAAAUAGAACACCUGGCCAAUAUUCGUCUCUCAGCAGCGGCCGAGAUGAUGUAAAACCAAAAUGCACUUAUCUCAGGAAAGUGCUAUCUGGACUUGGGCUCGUGGUCUUCCGUAGGAGCUAUCGCUUCGGCUUGCUCUGUUUCCUGUCGGUUGCGACCGCCAUACCGUACUUUGGAUCGGCACCGUUCGUCAUUCCCCGGGCGCAGAGUAUUGGCGUCACGCCCACCAUGGCCGCUUUGCUGCUCACCGUGAACGGCGUCGGCGGCCUGGUGGGUCGCCUCGGCAACGGGCUGGUCAUCAGCUGGAAGCUGUCGGCCGAGAUCGUUUGCUUCAAGUGUGCGGCCGUAGCUGGUGUCUCGCUGCUCCUUAUGAACGUGGACAGCUACGUGUGUUUAUCCGUUUCCUCCUUCCUCUUUGGCCUGUCAACUGGUGUCCUGUUCUCUAUUUUCAUUGUCCUGACCCGGCGGUACGGUGGUGUCAAACAGUUCUCUGUUUGUUGUGGCAUCUACUACAUCUGUCUUGGUAUCGGGGGAUUAUUGGGACCGGUAGGAGCAGGUUCUCUGUUUGAUAGUUCCGAGAGUUACAAGACUGUGUUCUACGUGUUGGCUGGUAUUUACUUCGUGUGUGGCGCAUUGAUGUUUCUCUUCCCAGUACUCCGGCGUGUCGAACCAGGCAUUGAUGUUCCACCGUCAAAUGAAUGAAACCAGCUGUUAACUUAGUACAAAGAAGCCAGAGGCAAGUUCGAUCAAGGGCCAUAGUUAACCAUAGUUCGACUAACUCUGAUCGAACGCACCCUAAUUGACGAUGAUUGAACUAAGUCUAUUGAACUCUUCGCCAAACAUCGUUUUUAAUAGCACAGCGCAGUGAGGAACAGUUAUAAGAAAAAUGCUGGAUAAAUUGUAUGUCACUAGUAAACGACCAUUUUCAUUUUUAUUUUUGCUAUUUUGCCCUUCUCGCGGCCACCUUUUCUCCUCUUCGGCGUA